AUUGAUCUUUAAAACAACAAAAAUCAGUUGGUGAUCGUGUUCGCUCUCCAAAAAAACCAAACAUAAAAAACAUUCCGAUAUUACUGACUUCCUCCUUGUCAAGUUACAACUUGUCGUUGUCGAUCUCUAAAAAUAAAAAAAUGUGAUAUGACAUCAGUCAGUGACAUGUGAAGUUUGGUUGACUGAGGUUACUGUUAGAUACUGUGUACGCACUUAAAAUCAAUUAUUAUUUUACUGUUUUAGUACCAAGCGAAGCGUUACGGUCGUUACUAAGGAAAAUAAAUAUUAUAUUAUAAGUGCCUAGACCGUUAGACGUUAACUGUACCAGUUAUACAAGUAGAAUUUAUUACAAGGUUAAAUUAUAUUCUAAAUAAAAAAGCGCACAAUGGCUUUAGCAAUUGAAAAAACAAAAAUCUUAGAAUUUUUGGAACUCGUCGGUCGUUUGAAGCAUGUUAAAAGGACUGGCUGGGUGCUUUGUGAUAUAAAUGAAUGUGAGUCCAUUGCUGGGCACAUGUACCGCAUGGGUUUGAUGACCUUCCUGCUCACAGAUGAGAACAACCCUACCAAUCUGGACAGGUUCAGGUGUCUCCAAAUAGCUCUUGUCCAUGAUUUAGCCGAAUGUAUAGUUGGAGAUCUCACACCUCAUUGUGGUGUGUCACCUGAAGAGAAACAUCGACGAGAAGAUGCGGCUAUGCAGGAAAUAGCAGAACUUACUGGCAUUGCUGGUGACAGAAUGUACAAUCUUUACAAAGAAUAUGAAAACCAAACAUCACCUGAGGCUAAAUUCGCCAAAGACUUGGAUCGCUAUGACAUGAUUUUGCAAGCAUUUGAGUAUGAAAAACGUGAGAAUGCACCAAAAAAGUUGCAGGAGUUCUUCACUGCCACUGAAGGGAAAUUUGAUCAUCCUUUCAUCAAAGAUCUGGUAAUAGAACUGUACAGACAACGAGAGGAGUUUGAAAAGAAAUGCCUAACAAAUGGGCAUGUAUAAUAGAACAAACUAUCUUCCAUACUACUCAUUAGUGUUAUUAUAACAAUAUUACUAGCAUAACAAUGCUAGUAACCUAGCUCAGCUAGUUAGAUAUUAAUAGCAAAGGGAAGCUAAAGAAAUAACCAAAAUUACUUUUUUAUUGAAUGUGAAUUUCUACAGCUGUUUUAGGGGACUGAUUCAAAAUGCAUAAUAGAACAGUUAGUGAUGAUUUUUGUUUUGCCUGGCUGUUAAAUGUUGUCUAUAUUUGAUGAAAGUGAAAAUAGGUACAAAAUAAUUUUGUUUGUUCAUCAAAAAAGUACUCAAUUUUAUUGCAAGUUUGUUUCUAAAAGACAAGAUUUUAAUAGAUGUAUUAUUUUAAUGUGUGAAGAUUUUGUUGUUGGUGUGUUAAUGUCACUUGUGUUAGUUUUGUUUUACAUGAAUAUUCGAAUAAUGCAACUAUAGUGUGGUGUUACAAAAUUUAUUCAUAAUAAAUAUAGGUAUUGUUUUAAUUUUAUUAUAAGCACACUGUCAACAGCUAUGAAAUGUAAUAAACGUGGUAUUAAUUUGUAUACGUAUUGCAAAUAUGUAUAAGGCGUAGUAUUAUAACAAAAUAUAUACGUAUUUAUUACGUGCAAUUUUCUCGAGCCAUUUAAAAUGAGCUACCAGUAAUUAUAAUUUAUACAAAAUAAUUAUCAUUCCCACUAGUCAUUAAUAACGUCGAAUUACUUAAUAAUAUACAAAUACCUGAUGUUUAAUCUUUCCUCUAAUAGUUAUUAAUUAGUAUUUAUCUAUACAUUUGUUAACAAAAAAAACUAAUAAGUAUUCGCUUUUCCUAUCUGGUUAAAAUGUAGGUAGAAGAAAAUUUAAAGAAAAACAGUGGCGUAAUAAAUAAUAAUAAUUGUCAUCUGUUAGAUAGCUUGAAAAAGCCAAAUACUCAGAUCAAAUUAAAUUAAACUGCAAUCAAAAUACAUAAUUAUAUUUAGUAUUUACCACAGAUCAAGUCAUUACGCCACUGUACAUAUAAGUGUGAUAAUUAUGAUUUUUCUCUCUAUCUUAUAAUGCCUACCAAAUAAAUGAAAAAUUGUUUCUGCAUUCUGCAUACAUUAUUAUUAAAUUACACAUUUUUUAUCAUU
Spodoptera litura is the source of this 2100-nucleotide messenger RNA. RefSeq names its product 5'-deoxynucleotidase HDDC2. The record is from RefSeq and is a predicted model, not a curated record. Lineage: Eukaryota; Metazoa; Arthropoda; Insecta; Lepidoptera; Noctuidae. Gene Ontology annotation, cellular component: cytoplasm. Gene Ontology annotation, molecular function: 5'-deoxynucleotidase activity.